UCACGCUCUCACAUGGCGCCCCAUUAAUAUAUAGCGCCACCACCCCCCGCUCCAAGCUCCAAGAACUCCACGCACACUCCCAGCUCACUCGCAGACGCACUGCCCGGUGCACCUUCCUCGCUCUAGCCAGCCGCCAGCCAAGCGAGCUAGCCCGGUAGGCCGUGCGGUGCUCACUGUUGCCGCGCCAUGUCGAGCAAGCCGUCGUCCAGGAGGGGCAGCUUCGCGCUGCGGCAGCCGCCGGUGGUGGACGUCGGCUGCAACUGCCGCCGCCCGAAGCUCUUCUCCAGCCUCCUCUCCUCGUCCUCCCUGCCGUUCCGCGGCCGGGGCGGCAAGCCCAAGUCGCCCAACGCCUCCUCCACGUCCACCACCACGGCGUUCACGGCCACGACGCUCGGCGGCCGCAGCGGCACCACGGCCACCUCCGCCGACUCCGCCUCCUGGGGCCCCGCGUCCUUCACCAACAACUCGCUGUACGAGGACCCGGCGGCCGCGCGCCGCCGCGGCCAGGAUGAGCCGGAGCAGGAGACGCGGCGCCGGCGGAGGCAGCGGCGGCGUCGCAGGCGCGCCGCCUGGGACGGCGGCGGCGGCGGCGCUGGGCACGGGGAGCAGGAGGCGGAGGCGCACGGGCGCGUGGCGCGGGAGAGCGUGCCGGUGGCGGUGGAGUCGGCGGAGCCGUACGAGGACUUCCGGGAGUCGAUGGUGCAGAUGGUGGUGGAGAAGGAGAUCUACGCGUGGGACGACCUCAACGACCUGCUCACCCAGUUCCUCACCCUCAACUCGCCGCGCCACCACCCGCUCAUCCUCCACGCCUUCGCCGACCUCUGGACCCGCAACGGCCUCUUCUCCCCUCCCUCGCCGUGCCAGUUCUAGCUACCCUCCUACCACUAGCUAAAAGCUAGCUAGCUGCCGCCGGUCAGCAUUACACCGCCACGGCGCCAUGCACGCACGCACCCACCCCAGUAUUACUCCUGUUUACUAUUGCUUACUGUAACCAUUAGUGUUGUAAUUCCUACUAGCACCUGAUCGAUCGUCAGUCUGUUAACUAGCUAGCUACCCGUGGUACUAGCUCCUCCAUGUCCAUCACUCCAUGGCCGGCCGGGGGAGGUUAUUAAUGGAGAUCCCGGUCGGCGAGAUGGGUCUAGUCUUGAGCUCAAGCUAAGCAUGAUGGUGUAAUCCAAAUCAAUGUAACCGUUAUUCAUGUAAUGUAAUGAUGCGUGCGCGUGGCGCCAUGGCGUUGUAAUGAUAUAAGUAACUGUUUGUGUUUGUGCAUCAAGUAUGUGCACUAGUUAUGCAAUCGUUCACUGCUCAA
Molecule: messenger RNA, 1309 nt
Organism: Aegilops tauschii subsp. strangulata
Lineage: Eukaryota; Viridiplantae; Streptophyta; Magnoliopsida; Poales; Poaceae
Product: transcription repressor OFP8
Biological process (GO): negative regulation of DNA-templated transcription
Source: RefSeq, a predicted model, not a curated record